Messenger RNA from Papaver somniferum (opium poppy), 1976 nucleotides. Its product is annotated as topless-related protein 1-like. Gene Ontology annotation, biological process: regulation of DNA-templated transcription. The transcript has 14 exons. NCBI's taxonomy places the organism in Eukaryota, Viridiplantae, Streptophyta, Magnoliopsida, Ranunculales, Papaveraceae. The record is from RefSeq and is a predicted model, not a curated record. Bases 953 to 1894 code for a protein of 313 amino acids. Gene Ontology annotation, molecular function: protein binding.
UAAACAAAUUCCCCAGAAAUACUUUCUCCGAAAAGAAGACAUUCGAUCUUUUCUUUCUUCAUCUUCUCAGAAAGAAAUGAGUAGAAUAAUGUCGAAUUCUGAGAAGGAGGCGUUGUUUAUGAUACUACAGGCUCUCUAUGAAGUGCAUUAUGAAAAGACUGCUCACAAGUUUGAGCAAGAAUCUGGUAUUUUCUUUAACAUCGAGUAUUUCGAAAAUGAAUUACGAAAUGGCAAUUGGGAUCAAGUUGAGAAUUACCUUCUUGUUUUACUGAGUUAACCAGCAAUCAACACUCGGUUAAGCUUUUCUUUGAAAUUAGGAAACAAAGGUACUUGGAGGCAUUAGACAGGAAGCAAACUGAAAAGGCUAUGGAUAUGCUGGUAAAGGACUUGAAGGUUUUUAAGACAUUUGACGAAAAGGUGUAUUCGGAUAUGACCGGACUCUUGGGAUUGGCGAACUUCAGGGAAAAUGAGCUCCUUAAGAUGUAUGUCGAUGAAAAUUUCUACACAUGCAAUUUUGUUCGAUGCAGCCAAGGAUUUGAUUCAAGCUAAUCCACUUUUCAAGGACAAGUUGGAAUUUCCUAUUCUUGUGGAGUCGAGACUAGAAUCUCUCUAUAACCAGAGCUUGAUUAGGCAGAUCCUCCCUCCUCAACAGGAGGAGAACCUGAUGUCCAAUCCCUUUCCAUUGAGACUCGUCCCUCAACUGGAGGAGAAUCUGAAGUCCAAUCCCUUUGGAUUAAGACCCGUCACUGCAAGUUAUGCAUAUCGUAACAUACAAAACAAUGAAGGUGUAGCUUCAUUCGCGAAAUAUCAGAACUCUGAGAAUGCAUGGCUUAAACUGGCCAAGGCAGCUGAUGAGGUCACUAUUACCGGUAUCAGUGAAAUUAAGGAACAGGGUCAAUGUUGAUCUUUGCGUCUUCCUGAUAAAUUGAAAUGUAACAAGAUAUCAAGGUUGAUGUAUGCUAAUUCAGGUCGUUCUAUAUUAGCGCUAGCAUCAAACGCCAUGCAUCUUCUUUGGAAAUGGGAGAAAACUGAGGCGUCAGCCAGUGUUUGCCCUGAAAUAUGGGAACCGAGAAGUGGUAAGCUGAUGGUGAAUGACUUAGAAGAUGUUACCAAUAAAGAAACUGAGCCUUGUUUCUGUAUGUCGAAUAAUGAAGUUCAUCUGAUUUCAACAUCGGGUGGAAAGAUUUCUGUCUUCUCAACGGCAACAUUUGAGAGAUUGAGUGCAUUCAUGCCCCCACCACCUGCGUGUACUUGUCUCAUUUUCUACCCCGAAGACAACAACAUAUUGAUUAUCGGCGCAGAGGAUUCAAACAUCAUGAUAUAUGAUCUCCGUAAAAAUGCGAUUAUUGAAACUCUUAAAGGUCACUUGAAGAAAAUCACAGGUUUGGCAUAUUCUAAAGAACUGAAAGUGCUAGUUUCAUUGGUUGCAGAGACUCAAAUUUGUGUGUGGAAAUGCGAUACAUGGGAUAAGCAGAACACAGCAGCCUUGCAAAUUCCAGCUGGGAGAAAUUCUGCUUCAGCUAUUGGUGUACAAUAUCAGAAUGAUCAGAUUCAUUUCCUUGUGGUGCAUCAAAUGCACCUUGCUAUAUACGAAACAGCAAUCUUGAAGCGUGUUAAACAGUGGGUUGUGCCUAAAUCUUCUGCGCAUAUCACUGAUGCAACAUUGUCCAGCAAAAGUGAAAUGAUAUUUGCCAGUUUUCUUGAUGCAACCAUUUUAAUUUUUGGAGUUGCAAACCUUCAACCUGUGUGGCGCAUUCAACCAUCUGCAUAUCUCCAUGCAAUUUCGAGCCCCAAUGUUUACCCGACUGCGAUUGAUGCUCAUCCAACAAAGAAUCAGUUUGCAUUAGGACUGUCAGAUGGUGGUGUUUGUGUCAUAGAGCCCCUUCGCUCAUAGUACAAAAAUAGGUAACCACUACUGCAGUACCAGCUGUUAAUAAUGUAUGUAUCUCAAUGUCCGCGAUCAUUCUUAAUGGAAG